UUCAAAUUUCAAAUGCAAAUUUCUUUGAUGGGUUCUCUCCCUUUUUUCUGUACGAAAGUUCAAUUUCUCACUGUUUGAAUCGCUGUUUCGGAGCCUAUGUUUUUUAUGGGUUCAACGAAGGCGAGUUUGUCUUGAUUUUUCAUUGCAGUUUUAGGCGAGUUUGAGUUUGAAAUUUGUGUACUUUCAUCAAAAUGAGAGAGGAAAAUCAAAAUCAAACCAAAACGGUGAAGUUUGCUGAUCAAAAUCAAGCUCCAAAUAAGCCUCAGAGUGGGAAAAAUGGAGGUGUUAAUCAUUCAAAACCUCGGUCUUCAUGGGGGUCAAACAUAGUCAAAGGCUUCACAGCUGAUAAAAAAACCAAAUUGCAAAACACCAUUGUUGUGAGCAAGAAGCUUCCUUUAUCAAACUCAGAUAUCGCCGGCGAAAAGGGCUCGAUUGUUUCAUCGCAUUCGCGGGUAAAAAGAUCGCUAAUUGGAGACUUAUCUUGCUCGGUGAACCCAGCUCAAAUUCAUCCACACUCAUACCAAACUCACAGGAGGCAAUCUUCAGGGUCAAAGGAUUUGUUUCUUGAGUUGGAUAGUCUGAGGAAUUUGCUUCAAGAGUCUAAAGAGAGGGAGUUUAAGUUACAAGCCGAGUUGUCAGAACUGAAAAGGAGUCCAAAGAUAUUGGAGAUUGAGAGAGAGCUAGAAGUGAAGAAAAGUGAGGCUGAUGAUCUUGUUAGGAGAGUGGGGUUGUUGGAAGAAGAGAAGACUAAUUUAGCCGAGCAAUUGAGUUUGGUUGUAGAGAAAAAUGAGGGUGAGGGUUUGAUGGUGGGAUCGUGUUCAAAGAAUUUGGAGAUGGAAGUGGUUGAGUUGAGGAGAUUGAAUAAAGAGUUGCAGAUGCAAAAGAGAAAUCUUGCUUGCAAACUCUCUUCCAUGGAGUCUCAAUUGACCUCUCUUGCUAAAGCUUCCGAGAGUGACAUUGUCACGAAGAUCAAGGCAGAGGCAUCUCUGCUAAGACACACAAAUCAAGACUUGUGUAAACAAGUUGAAGGUCUACAGAUGAGUAGGUUAAAUGAGGUUGAAGAGCUUGCAUACCUUAGGUGGGUUAAUUCAUGUUUAAGGGAUGAGUUACGCAAUUCGGGUUCAACCGAGAAAGCAUCUAGCCCCGAUUCAGCUGAGAGUGUGUGUGAAAUUGUUGGUUUUCAGCCUUCCCAAAACAAUGAAUGCUUAGAAUAUAGUGUUGGCAAGAGACUAAAUUUGAUUAAAAAGUUGAAGAAAUGGCCUAAUUGUGGUGAGGAUGCGCCAAGCUUAGAAUGCCCUGAUAAUCUUUUAGAUAAAACUUGGGUCCAAUUAGAAGAAGAGAGAAGUCCUAGAAGAAGGCACUCUAUAAGUGGAUCAAAAUGCAGUGUAGAAGAGUUGACUCUAAGAAAGAGAAGGCAAUCUGAUGGAUUUAUCUCUGCAAAAGAUAUGGAAAAGGAAGAAGAGCCACUGGCUUCUCACAAAUAUGAAAACUGCCUGGAAGUGAAUAAUAUUAAUAGGAUGGCAAGCACUUUCGAUGUUGAGAAAAGAGCUUUGCGCAUACCAAAUCCCCCUCCACGGCCUUCUUGUUCUAUAUCCAGUGGGCCUAAAGAGGAUGAUUCAGCUCAAAUUCCACUACCUCCACCGCCUCCGCCUUUGCCUCCUCCUCCACCUCCUCCAAAGUUCUCAGUGAGGAGUACUACUGGGGUGGUGCAGAGAGCCCCACAAGUAGUUGAGUUUUACCAUUCACUUAUGAAGAGGGAUUCGAGAAAAGAUUCUUCAAAUGGAGGCAUCUCUGAGGCCCCAGAUGUUGCAAAUGUUCGCAGCAGCAUGAUUGGUGAGAUUGAGAACCGGUCCUCACAUUUGCUCGCAAUAAAGGCUGACGUUGCUACACAAGGAGAAUUUGUGAAGUCAUUGAUAAGGGAGGUGAAUAAUGCAGUUUAUCAGAACAUUGAAGAUGUUGUGGCAUUUGUGAAGUGGCUUGAUGAUGAACUUUGCUUUCUUGUGGAUGAAAGGGCAGUUCUAAAGCACUUUGAUUGGCCAGAGAAGAAAGCUGACACAUUGCGUGAAGCGGCAUUCGGGUACAGAGAUCUCAAGAAGUUGGAGACUGAAGUGUGUUAUUACAAGGAUGAUGCCAGAGUGCCUUGUGACAUAGCACUGAAGAAAAUGGUAGCCUUGUCUGAGAAGAUGGAACGAACCGUUUACAACCUUUUCCGGACCAGAGAAUUCCUUAUGCGCAAUUGCAAGGAGUUCAAAAUUCCUACAGAUUGGAUGCUUGACAAUGGAAUCAUUAGCAAGAUAAAAUUUGGCUCAGUCAAGUUGGCUAAGAAGUAUAUGAAGAGGGUUGCUAUGGAACUUCAGUCAAAGGCUGGAUUGGAAAAGGAUCCUGCAAUGGACUAUAUGCUUCUUCAAGGAGUGAGAUUUGCUUUCAGAAUUCAUCAGUUUGCAGGAGGAUUUGAUGCAGAAACAAUGCAUGCAUUUGAGGAACUUCGCAAUAUUGCUCACCAUUUUAACAAAAAGUAAAUAGAGAGAUGGAGGAUGAAAAUUUUUUUGGCUUACCAUCUCAAUAAGCUUUACAUAUACAAUAUCAGUUUGGCUACUAAUGCAAAGGAGUAUUGUUAUCAAUACCGAUUUUUUGUAACAUGAAAUGUCACAUCAGUGAUAUUAAACGAUAGUUUGAUUUGUAAAUGUUAUAAGCGUAACAUUCUGAUGAUGUGACGUUUCCGAACAAAUCUAGAGUUGUAAAUAGGUUUGAAAGAUUGCAAUCUGGAUUUGUUGG
This is a messenger RNA of Pistacia vera, 2775 nucleotides long. RefSeq names its product protein CHUP1, chloroplastic-like. NCBI's taxonomy places the organism in Eukaryota, Viridiplantae, Streptophyta, Magnoliopsida, Sapindales, Anacardiaceae. Gene Ontology annotation, biological process: chloroplast organization. Gene Ontology annotation, cellular component: chloroplast outer membrane. Bases 192 to 2519 code for a protein of 775 amino acids. The record is from RefSeq and is a predicted model, not a curated record. The transcript is spliced from 8 exons.